Messenger RNA from Entamoeba invadens IP1, 1542 nucleotides. RefSeq lists its product as hypothetical. NCBI's taxonomy places the organism in Eukaryota, Evosea, Mastigamoebida, Endamoebidae. The record is from RefSeq and is a predicted model, not a curated record. The coding region runs from base 1 to 1542 and encodes 513 amino acids. The transcript has 3 exons.
AUGGACGCAGUUUUGAUAUUGAAAAAGAAACUGAAGACCAAGAAAAUAUCCACAAUUGUCACAAAAAUAUGUUAUACGUUUUUCAAAAAAUACAAAAAUUUGUGUGAAAUUGUAUUUCCUAUAACAAUCAAAAAAUUUGAAAGUUUAAUAUUGGAUGAGUGUAACAAACUCACUAAAAUAUCAUUCUGUUGCUGUUUAAACAAAUCAGACAAUUCAAACAUGCAUAACAUUGAACAAUUCAAAAAAUUAUUUUUCAAAACAGUUGCUGUCAGUUACGAGUUUUAUCUUCAAAUGAAAGCGUUUGGGUACACAUUUCACAAUGUCAAUUACACUAUACAAGUGAUUACGACUUAUAAAAAUGUUUUUUUAAAAAAUACAGGUUCAUUGAAAAGCUUUAUUUUAACAGAUUUUAAUGAUAAUGACAAGUUUGUGGUACCAUCAAAAAUUGAAGUUCUUGACAGGUGCUUUUGUAAUACUGAUUAUAUCAAAGACGUGGACGUGUCGUUGGUUACAAAGAAAAUCACUGGUGAAUGUUUUAGUGGUGCACAAUUUUUACAAAGUGUUACAUUUUCAAACACAUUAGAAAAAAUAUGUUAUGAAGUGUUUAAUAAUUGUUAUUCAUUAAAAAGUGUAACACUCCCAAAAAGUCUUAAAAAAGUUGGUGAACGAUGUUUUGCAUUUUGUUAUUCGCUUGAAAGUGUGUGUUGUGAGUCACAGGAAGUUGUUUAUAACUCGCAGUGUUUUAUGAAUUGUUUUAAUUUAAAAACAAUUCCAAAAAUUCAAUUUUUAAAACGAGGAGUCUUUUGGUGUUGCAAUUCGCUUGUUAAAUUUGAAAGGUUUGGAGAUGUUGAAUGUAUUCCUCAUUGUACGUUUAUGAAGUGUUAUAACUUGAAAGAAAUGGUAUUGCCAGAAACACUUAAAACAAUUGAGAAAUUCGCAUUCAAAAACUGUUACUUCCUUGAGAGUCUUACAUUCCCAAAAACACUUGUAAAAAUGGAGGAUGGCUGUUUCAUGAAUUGCUUAAAUUUGAAAAGUGUCAAUUUUAAAAACAAAAAUAUAAAAUUUGGAAAUGAUGUAUUUGAAGGAUGUACAUCACUCACCGAAAUACAAAUUGAAGGUGAAAAGAUAAACAAUUAUAAUGGAGAAGUCAGUUAUACACUUCACAAACAGUUUGAAAAGAAUAGCAUUAUUUGUGACAACGUAAAAGUGAAAUUUAAUGAUUUAAAAAUAUUUGGAAUUGAUAUUUUGAAAAAUAAAAAUGUUCAUCGCAUUGAUGAAGGUGCAUUUUUUAAUAACACAACAAUUACUGAAAUUGAAAUACCAAAUAACAUUACUCAAAUUGGUAAUUUUUGUUUUGCGUGUGCAACACAACUCGAGAAUGUCAUAUUACCAUCGUCAAUAACAGAGUUAACCCCCUUCUGUUUUGAUAAUUGUGUGUCACUAAACACAAUAAAUUUGGAACACAUCAAGAAUAUUGGAAUGGGGUGCUUCGACAACACAAAAUUUGAAAAAGUCGUGGUUUUGCAAACAAAAACCAAUUAA